Diorhabda sublineata is the source of this 11074-nucleotide messenger RNA. RefSeq names its product probable JmjC domain-containing histone demethylation protein 2C. Lineage: Eukaryota; Metazoa; Arthropoda; Insecta; Coleoptera; Chrysomelidae. The transcript has 22 exons. Gene Ontology annotation, molecular function: transcription coregulator activity; chromatin DNA binding; histone H3K9 demethylase activity. Gene Ontology annotation, biological process: regulation of transcription by RNA polymerase II. The record is from RefSeq and is a predicted model, not a curated record. Gene Ontology annotation, cellular component: histone deacetylase complex; chromatin. The coding region runs from base 159 to 7811 and encodes 2550 amino acids.
ACUAGGAUAGAAUGGAAAAUCUUUACAUCGACGUGUGAACUGCGAGUUUCGUAAAGUCCGUGUUUUGUGUUUUCCAAAUGUCGAAAGUAACAUUGUGAAAAACAAAAAAGAAAAUCCCGAAUAGUGUUGCUAAUGUAUCGAAUUACGAUUGGUGAAAAAUGGCAUAUAAGUGUCGUGAGGAGGUGGUUGGUAAAAGAUUUCUGUCAGUGAGUGGAGUUUGUAAAUUAAAAUCGGGAAAAAUCAGUGAGUGGGGUUGGAGAAGUGGUGUUAUACGUGCUGCUACUCACAGGGAUAUUAAAAAUACUGACCUUCAGGUGCUAGUCGAAUACGACGAUGUGGAAUGGCAAAGACGCGAAUGGGUCAGCGUAUAUAAAGACGGACUUUUCCAUUUGUUUAUGGUAGAACAAAUGUUAAUUUGGGCUCACCGCAGGAAUCCUUUUCCUCCUUCGCAGGGCACUGUACGAUGGCCUGCACUGACAUUUUGUGCUGUGGUAUCUACUGUAGAUAUUCCAACUCAUCUUCAACCAGUUGAAUUUUUAGUUGAUCGUACCUUGGUUUUCAAAGACUAUAAGCAACUGAAGCCUUAUCAGAAUUGGGAUAGACCACUGCCAGGGGUGAAAGAUUACCCCGAACUGAAAUUAGCAGUUAAACGUUGGACAGAACUCCAAGACGGUCAAAGGAUAUUAUUGACCACCCCGAGUGUUUUAGUCGGAUAUAGAGUAGAAGUUUAUAGAGCCGAAGGUACCACGCAAUGGUACACAGCUGUGAUAAUUGGAUACAACGAAGCUACUAGGGACCUGACAGUAACUGAUGAUACCGUUUUAGAAGAACAUAAUGAAGAUCCUUCGCUGUUACAGAUGCGUCUUAUUGGCGACGGAGUUGUCGAGGCGAUUAUGCGUGGAGAAAAUGUUGGUGUUACGUCCAGAAGAUCGCGAUCGUCUGUUUUUCUCCAUCAGACCUCCAAAACCAGCACGCAUAAUCGAUCACCAUCUGUGACGUAUUCUGUGAGCUCGAGAAAGCCUAGAUCGGGUAGGACUGCAGUUCCAGAUCCGGGGAUCGCUCCAGAACCACCUGAUAAAGGUCCAUCUGUGAAAACUCGUAGAAGCAAAACCAGCGAAAACAAAUCGAAAUCUCGUAAUCACAAUACAAAAGAAGAUUUAGAAAACAAACAAACCCGUAGACGUUAUCCCGCAAACCGUACCACAAAUAAAAAGAAAGUUCUCGAAGAAACCAAUAACUCAAAACUUCGAGAAAUCGAAGUUAGAGUUGAAAAUUGUCUACAAGCGAAUUCCACACUUUCCUCACUCUGUCGGCUGAAACUCCAACAAGUAAUCGCAGACGAAGAAUCGCCGGAAUUAAGUCCCGUAGAUAAAUCGAAACAACAACCACCCGAAUCACCGGAUCUCAGUCCGGUAGACGGUGACGUUAGUAAUGGAAGUAGCAGUGUCGCUAGUGUCGAGUUAGUGAGUGUGAGUGCGCUUAGUGACGAUGUGCAGUGUGAAUCUAUGCCUGCAGCGAAGAAAGUGGUGAAUGGUGAUUUAACCGAAAGUGAAGAGGAUUGUGUGAUAGUGGCUCAAACCAGGACUAGUUUAACGACAAAUCAGACAGUGGAGCAAGGGGAUUGCUCUAUACGAGGUGACGAUGACGUGUCUUUGGUGUCGUCCUCACCUUCGUACGUCGUCACCAGAAUGGAUCUCGUCGGCGGCGUCAUUGGAGGCAUUAUGGAUGCAUCGUCGGCAUCAUCAUCGGCAGGUUUGUUACUGCGCUUUCCUGACGAUCGUUCCGAUUCGGGCGUGAGUUCUUUGCGUUCGUGCGUUAGUACCAGUGGCGAUGAGCGAUCUGGAUCGCGAUCGAGUGCUCUAAGUUCCACCGACGAACCAACCAAUAGUUCGAGUUCGUCAUCAUCGUCUUCAAGCAGUAGUUGUAACGGUGUAGGCGGUCUCAACGUCUCAACAGCCGUCUCUUCUGCAUCGUCGUCUUCUACGGGUGGUAGCAGAUCUCUUCUAUAUAUCCCCGCCUCUUCGUCUGCGUCAACAGUACAGCCGAGACACCAAGAAGUGAGCAUCGAGCCGGUGAGGGUCUGGAGAGACCCUAACCUGUUGCUCGAAGAGCCGCAUGUUCGGCACAUACACAGCGUUCAGCAUCAGACGCUACUAAUGUCACACUCUAAUACCCCAGCCAGCGCGUCAGCCGGCCCGCCGCCCCCCUCGUCGUCUGUAGCCUCAGUAGCCGCGGCCCAACACUCAACAGCCUCCGCUCUCGGCGCUUAUUCCGUUGUACCUCCCCCGCCGCCUUCGCUAAUGGCUCCACAUGUACCCCUCGCCAGUCAUCAUCCCCACUUAACCGGCUCCCAUACCCUAUACCAUUCUGCAACUCAAUUUGAUAUGUUGUGGAAGAAUAGACCUCACCCGGCUCCGUACGGAGUACCAGCUCAUUUAUUAGCCGCCGCCCAACAAACCAGUCACGCAACCGCCCAAGUUGCCUCCCCGGAAGAAUUAAUAGCCGAAAGAGCUCUCGCCUUGCAGGACAGGGAUCGACAAGAGAGGUUGUAUAGAGAAAGGCAAAACCAGGAAAUGGAAAAGCAAAAAGAAAAAAUAGAAAGAGAUAAACAAGAAAGGGAAAAGAUGGAAAGGGAGAGGCAAGAAAGGGAGAAGGAGUUGGAGAAGGAAAGACAAGAACAAGCGCUGCAUAAUCAUUUUGAAAAAUCUUUGAGAGCAGCUCAACCAAAGAGGGAACCGUGGAACCCUAUAACGGGUAGACCUACCCAAGCAAGAACAUCUAGUCUCUCUGAAGACGAUAGAAAAAGAGUGGUAGAGGAAAUGCAUCACAGGGAACAGCAGCAAAGGCACAUGUCGUCUAUUAGAGACAACAGAGAUCAUCGAUAUUAUAAUACUGUUCAAAGAACGGCUAGCAUACCCCCCAAAGUGGAAUACCCACCACCAGCUCAUCGAGGUAUACCAUCGAAACCUUCAGUAGAAAAAGUACCCGCAAUAUCAGUUCAUCAACCGAUCCCUAAGACGGAUUUAAACAUGUACGGUUACCAUCCAAGUAUCCAUUCUCCGAACACCUUCUUCGAACCAAAGAUAAAAUCAGAAAUGCACAAAUCACAACAAUCUACGGGUUUGGUAGUGACUAAAACCGGUCCAUUAGAUAGAGACGGUACCGCCAUGGUUAGCGAAAUGAAGAACUCUGUGAUCGUUAAACACGAAGCGAAAACUCCCCAUCAUUUAGAACCUCGCGUAUCCGUCGCCCAUUCUCUCAGUCCUAAAUUGAGGAACGAAAUGUUGGGACAUUAUCAAUGUCCUACCGGGCAAACUAAAAGUAUAUACGAGUAUAGGAGUCCGACGCAAUCGCCUCAUCACUUGUCUCACACGCCUAGUCCUCACCAUCACGUGGAAGCGCAAAAUUUGGGAAAAACGACCAGUCAUCACAGAUCUUCAGGUCACGUUUCAAGUCCGCAUCAUCAAAGACAAAGUCCGCAUCAACAACAUCCUCAUAGUCAACCCCAUCAAAGUCCAGAGAUAAGAUAUCGAACUGAUAACCAGGCUAUGCUUUACCACAGUUCAGCAAAAGUGAGUUAUCCUUUCACGACAGCCGGUUAUACUAUGCUCACUUCCGCACCUACGACCGUCUCCAAUUCCAAACCGAAAGUCAGUAGUCCUGCGCCUCAUCAGAUAUUUGGUAAACCUCCUAUAGGCGGUGGUGCAACUGUCGUACCAAUUACUCGCCCUUCUCACGAAAACAACUCCCCUAUUUCUCUAACGGCAAAACCGCCGCUUUCUUCUUCCGUUUCAUCGUCGCCGUACCAACAAGUGACGCAAUAUCAUCCCAUCCAUAACCAAACGACUACCGCAGUUAUGACGUGUCCGCCGCCAGCUCAUAGUCGGACGCCGAUAACCACGUCCGGCGUUAUGGAUCGCUUCGAUAGAUCGACACCAGGUUACGUACCCGCCGGACUCUCGGUUAAACUGGUCGGACCCGGAACGUCUCCACCUACAGCGACUUCGGCUCCACUACAGAUUACGAGGUCGCAUCAACCAUACGCCCCAAUUAUGAUUUCUAGUUCACAGGUUCAAACCCAACCGCUAGAUUUGGGAAUCAGUUCGAAUAAAGUAGACAAUAACCAAGCGGUGUCUCCAAAACGUAAAUCGAGUACCCCGAUAACCGUAUGCGGAGAUCCCGGAAAUCCCGUUUGUCUAGAAGUGAAAAAACGGAAACUAGAACCCGGUACCAGCACGUCACCUCCUACUUUAAAUAUUUAUAAUAAUUCCCCAACUCCACCGCAAUUGUCCAGGGUGAGCGAACCGAGCCCUUUGAUAGCUAGUGCCACUACGACGAUAACAACAGUCGUGAAUACUGCCGCAUAUAGGAUUCCGCCUACUACUACCAUGUCGUCAGUGGUACUACCCGAAAAUUUGCCCGACGUUAGUGUUACCGCGGUAACGGUGGAACCACCGCGUCCCGUUUCGGUCGGCGAUCAAAGUCCUAAACCCGCUACUCCGACGGUACCGACUAGUAGUAGUAGUCCAGCGCCUGUUAGUACCGCAUCGACACCUACACCUCCGACUAGCGUAACGCCAGGUCCUACCGACGAGCAACCUGGUACGCCAGUGAAAGUGAAUACGAGCAUGAUAGAUUCAGAAAAAUCAAACAGUCCAGGACCUACGAAGAGUUCUUCUAGUGGUAGUUAUCCCGUGAGACAUCUCAAAAAGGCCUGGUUGCAAAGGCAUACCGGUGAAGACGCGGAAGAUACUACGGGAGUAAUCGGUUCGGGAAGUUGUGUAACUUUACCAUUAAAUAUCAAAACGACAACGAGUCCUCCUCCUCCUACGCCCGUAAAAGAGAAUCCGGUUAAUUCUAUACAUUCUAUAGGUUCAAUGGCCGUUAACAGCAUAAGUAAAGUGAAGCAUUUUUCGAAUAAAACAGCAAAUAGAAAGGUUGCUAAAGAAGCGACAGUGAACGGUGAUGCGAAAAACGACGAUUCGUCUAGUAGCGAUCAAGAGCGCGGUAGAAAAUCACCGCCCAAAAGAAAACCACCUAAAGUGAAGCGAAAAAAAGGCGGGGGGUCCGCAACGAAGAAAGCCGUCGACGACAAGAAGAGGAAAAGCGGACCCCAAGUAACGCCGACGGCGGCCAGCGAAAGCGGAAGCGACAGCGAAAAAGAAAGCGGCAGCGACAAGGACAGCGACUCAGGAGCGAGCGGAUCAGCGCCCAGCAAAAAAUCAGGAAACUUGGGAGGCAAAGAACAACGAAAACGCGGUAGAAAACCGAAGGGGUCAAAAAACGACAAAGGCGAGGAGCCACGACCGAAAAAAAGUAAAGAUGACGACGUACCGCCCCCGCGUGACCCCUUUCGCAAACCACCGGUGGGGCAAUUGAAGAAAACCGGAGAGAGCUUCUUGCAAGACGGACCUUGUUUCGAGGUGGCACCCAAAUUGGCAAAGUGCAGGGAAUGUAGAUGGACGCCGAAUCAGCGAUCCAAAAAUAUGCCCAACAUAUUUUGUAGGUUUUACGCUUUCAGAAGAUUGAGAUACACCAAAAGUGGACAACUCGCUAUCGCCGGAUUUUCGGAUCCUCAUAAGGACGCAAUGGAGGAAGAUUUGAGGUUGUGGCUUCCAAAUUCUGAUAAUCCACCAUCCGAUCUCGAUUUAGAAACCUCUAGAUUUUUAUUAAAACAAGUCGGUGAUCAUUUUUGUGAUUUAUUGGUACAAGAAAAAGAAGCUUACUCCGAACAUUUAUCUGAAGAUAAAACAGUUGCGUGGAAACGUGUGGUACAGGGUGUUCGUGAAAUGUGUGAUGUAUGUGAAACAACGUUGUUCAAUUUCCAUUGGGCAUGCGGCAAAUGCGGUUUUGUCAUUUGUAUAGAUUGUUAUAAGAGUCGAAAAAGAGGCACCGUUAAAGUAUGGAGCGAAGCCAACAAAGAUCGUGACGAAUAUUCUUGGCUCCUGUGUACAAAUCGUCAAGUUCACGAACAAGAAAAAUUAAUGUUGACACAGAUAAUAGCAGGAGAUUCUCUUAACAAAUUAGGAAAGAUGGUACACGAAAUGAGGGAAUUAUGGAGCAUCGAACAAUUUUGUGCCUGCCCAGCAGCCAAAGAAUCUGUCACCAACAAAAACAGCAACCAGCAAGUCAGGGAUAUCGUCAGAUCAAUAUUGGGAGACAAAGUUAAUGGAAUUAAAAAGGAAUUUAAAGAUGAGGAUGAUUCCGGUCUAGAUCGUGAGGUUAAAAAGGAAGGCAGCAGUAGUGAAGACGAAGGGAACUUCUCGACUUUACGCGAACUACUCAUACGACCCUCUCACAAACCAAACGGUUCCAGAGCCGCUUCUCCAAUCAACAAAAACGAAUCGAAGAAGAAAAUUUCUCCUCCAACCAAACCCGCCGAUCUCGACGACGUCAUUUCUAGCGUUAUAGAGGACAGCGUACCGCAGAAGACUAUUGAAACCCCAACGGAACCAAAACACGAGUUGAAACAUUUUAUUAGGCGGUACAACUGGCAAGGAAAAGGACGAGUACAAUUACCUAUAAGGAUAAUGACGUUGACAGAGAGUAAAAUGUUGUAUCCUAAUACGCCGCAUAGUUGGUUGUGCGAUGGAAAGUUACUGAGGUUGAGUGAUCCUAUGUGUAAAGAAAAUUACAAAAUUUUUCAGGACCAAUGGAAACGCGGUCAACCGGUCAUAGUAUCCGACGUAACCCGCAACUUCAAUUCCGAUUUGUGGAACCCCGAAGCGUUCGCUCGAGAUUUUGGAGACGAUAAAAAUGAUCUAGUCAAUUGUAUGACAGGCAAAGUAGUACCUAAUCAACCGAUGCGUAAAUUUUGGGAAGGAUUUGAUCACUUCAGUAAACGAUUAAAGGACGACAGAGGUCAACCGAUGUUGCUCAAGUUGAAGGACUGGCCGCCAGGGGAAGAUUUUGCUGAGAUGUUACCUUCAAGGUAUACAGAUUUGAUGAAAGUUUUACCUCUAUCGGAGUAUACUCAUCGGGGUGGAAGACUGAAUCUCGCCGGCAGGUUACCGGAAUGUUUCGUACGUCCCGAUUUGGGUCCAAAAAUGUACAACGCUUACGGUUCGGCGCUUCAUCCGAACAAAGGCACCACGAAUCUCCAUCUCGAUAUAUCUGAUGCCGUUAACGUGAUGGUGUAUGUCGGAAUACCAAAAGAUGCCGAUACCGACGAACAUAUUAAAGAAGCUUUCCGCGCCAUCGACGAGGCCGGUUGCGAUAUACUCACUCGUAGACGCGUCAGAGAUAAAGGAGAACUUCCGGGUGCUUUGUGGCAUAUCUACAACGCCCGAGACGCCGAUAAAAUAAGAGAUCUGUUGAAUAAAGUGGUCGUCGAAAAAGGCGGAAGGUUAGAACCUCAUAAUGAUCCCAUUCACGAUCAAAGUUGUUAUUUGGACGGACCACUGAGGGAGAGAUUGUACAAGGAGUAUGGUGUGGAAGGGUACGCGAUAGUUCAAUGUAAAGGAGAUGCAGUUUUCAUUCCUGCAGGUGCUCCGCAUCAAGUUAGAAAUUUGCACAAUUGCAUCAAGGUGGCGGAAGAUUUCGUCUCGCCCGAAAACGUUUCCCACUGUUUCCAUUUGACUCAAGAAUUCCGCGAUUUGUCAGAUACUCAUUCGAACCACGAAGAUAAACUCCAGAUCAAAAACAUAAUUUAUCACGCCGUCAAAGACUCGCUAUCAACAUUAAGUGCAAUAAUAAACAAUCACCUGAAUGUAAAAAGUGAAAAAGACUCGUCGAGCAGUGAGAGGAGUAAUGGUAGUACGUCAAACGACGCCGAAAAUUCGGCGAAAUCGGACUCUAACGAGGCAACCUGAAUUUUAUUGUGAUAAUAGUCGCGUGUUCUUUUUCCUAUUCAUAGAUUCCAGUUUCUGUUUUGAUUAUUUUCUAUGAUAGACCAAAAUUUCGGUACAUUUAAUGUUGAAUGUAGGACUGUGGAAAUUAUAAUUUUCACGGACUAACCCGAAGCAUUCCGCCGAAUAAAACGAAUUAUCCGCUGGAUUUUUAUAAAUGUGUGAUAUUGACUCUAAAGGGGUGAGAUAUGAGAGGUCACCACACCACGUCCUCUUAUAUAUCUACAUUCCCGAAGACUAUAUAAAUAUAUUUACAAGUGUUUUUCUUUUCUUGUUGUUUCUUCUCAAUGUACAUAUUUGUACAAAACGUGCCUGUUAUUUAAGUUUAUUAUUUUUAUUUGAAUGAUUUUUAAAUGCUGAAUAUAUGCACGGUUUACCUUCCUGUUUGUAGAAACUAUAGGCCAACAGGUAAGCCCUGACCUGUACUCUAUUCUAUUUAAAAAUUCGUUUUUGUUUCAUUGUUCAAUGUACGCGCGCCACUUUAUCGGCGCCCCUCAUAUAAAUUUGUCCAAGCAAUACGCAGAAAUAUCCGCGUAGUAUUCGAAAUUAAUCGUUUUUUGAAAUGUCUUGUAAUUUUGAUAUGAAUAUAUAAAAAUAAUUAACAAUUAUCUGUAGUGAUUAGAUAAAUAUUACCACAAAAACAAUUUCUUCAUACAUCGUUCGGUUUCAAAUUUUUUAUUUAAUUAUUCUUAUUUAAAAUUUAUCUCAUUUCGUACCAAGGGAAGCAGGGUUCCAUUCUUUUUCUGAUUUUAGCAUCUUAAAGCUGUAUAAUGGGUGGUCCAUGAUAAUGUUUAUAAGUUUUUUUUUGGUAUAAAAAUAUUAAACAAAAAGAAAUCUUAAACACUGAAAAAAAGGAAAUACAAGUUUAAAUUAAUAUGAAUAUUUUUGAGGUCAUAUUUCGUGGCUGGUGUAGGAUUUCUAGCUCGAACUUUUCUCUCAAUUACAUCCCUGUGUGUACUACUGUACGGAACCUGCAGAAUGUAGACGGACAUUGUCCUGCAUUAGGAUGAAGUUUUCGUUGAUGAAACUGGCGUAGGGAACGACAUGAUUCCCUAAAAUUUCUUCUAUGUGUAGGUUUGCCGUUUAUCCUUUCCACCGCACGUUUUUUAUGCCACUACGCGCGAAUAUUUCUCCAAGUCUUCUGUACACUCGUCCUUUUCUAUCACUACCAUGCAGGCAUACUCUGCUUUCGUCCGAGAAGAGAACGGAUCCCCAGUGUUCCUCAGUCCAAUUAACGUAGACGGGCUGAGGUUAAUUUGGGGCCAGUAGCUCAAGGGGCUCAAUGUUAGUCUAUUAAGUAUUCUUAUGAUUAUCCAGCCACUCACAACCACAUCUCGCGUUUCUCUGAUCACUUAUUGAACUUGAACACCAGUGAGUGUCCGAUUUUUCAACGAUGUGCUGAUAUCCCUCUGUGCACCUGUAUCUUUUUCCCGAACCGCGUCUUCUAUGAAAGUUACCAGUCUCUUGAUAACGACUUUAAACUCUGGAAACAGCAGACUGAGUCAUUUUAACCGCACUUCUUAUUGUUGACACUGACCUUGUCGCAAUAGAGUGACCGCUUGAGCAGCUUUAUCACUUGUCGUGAGGCAGAAAUCUUCUUUGUUUUUAACGAAGAGGUGUAUAGGUUGACGUUUGAAGGCUAACUCGCAGUGGUGGGUCAGAUAGAUAACCUUUUAUAACGAUCAGUAUUAACACUACUGUAAACCGGCAUAAAAAGGGUGGUUACUGAUCACAACAUAUAGUUGGUCUGUGAGAACAAGAAACAUUAUUAUAUUAGUGGAACUCGUGUUUCACAGCUUUCAGUCAAAAUUUACCCUGUUCUUUGUAAAAAGCUUUCUCCAUAUUAAUAAAUCUAAAUACUGCAUCAUUAUCUCCACGAAUAGCUUUAUCUAUGCAUCAUAUACUUCUUAUACGUCCUAACAAACACCUGAACAAGAUACGCAGUAACGUAACCUCAGUUUUUUUUUUCUUCAAUUAUUCUAAUUUAAAAUUUAAUUUUCACUAUUUGAAUUCUAUGCACAAAAAUGAUUUUCCGUCUACGUAAAUAUAAUUUUUUUUAGUUAUUUUCAGCUAAAAAUUAAUUGAAUUGAAUACAAAACAAUUAUUCAACUCAAAUUUACUCACCACUUUAUAGGGGUGGUAUUUCUGAAAAGGCAAUGCUGAGAAAAUUUUGUUAUAGAAAAAGACCAUCAUAAUUUCAUAGAUCACCUGAAAUCUGUUGUAUGGAUUUAGAAAUACCUUUCAUAUUCACAUUUCAACAAUUGAAUAUUUUCCCUUUCAUCAAUCUCCACCCCUUUACGGACCCAUUAAUGUCAUUAAUCUUUAUUUCCUGUUUUUUUUGCAACUUAAUUGCUUUCUUUAACACAUUUUUAGGUUCAUAUGAUUUUUUUAGAAGAAAAAUUAGAUAAAUGAAUAUAAAAGUUAAUGAUAUAUAUUUUCACUUUGCAGAUCGGUAUAAAUAUUUUACUCGAUUGAUUAAUAUCGGAUAUUUCUGCUGUUGCUGCACAAAGCCUUUUGUAAAUCAAUGUUUAAAAUUAAAAAAAAAAAGUACCAAUGGCUAUUUUUCAACUGAUUGUAUACUGUGCCUGUCAAAAAAGAAUAUUUUUAGCAGUCUGUUAUUCAGUAUUCAAAGUGGGUAAAAACUUUAUUAAAUAGAAGAGUGUUAGAUUUAUACAAGUGCUAUUUCGAAGUGCCAAUUCAUUACUUUAGGAAUUAAUCGCGAGUCAGUGGCGGUGCAAUCGAAAUUUAGGGGGUUAAUAAUGUGACUCGGCGGGUUACGAGGGGGCGUCGCGAGUUGAAAAUGAUCUCGAUUUGUGUUUUUCUUUACAACGAUUAGUGUAAUUAUUAAUUCCAUCGUUUAGCUCAUGUUUCGGAUACUAUUUCCUUAAGAAAAGAAAAAUUGUCAAAAUUUUAUAAUUAUGGUUGAAACUAUAUUAAGAAACCGAGUGUUUAUCUUUAAAUUGCACUACAUUAUCCUGCCUUUGUUGUAAAAAACUACUGGUUGGUUUUUUUCUUUUUGUAUAUUAAAUGCUCACCCCAUAUAUAUAUUGUAUAUUAUUUGGAGGACACACUAUUUAUUUGCUUUCGCAGUAAUGUACAGUAGUAUAAAUUUUUGUACAGUAAUAAAUAUGUUUCCUUUAAUUGCCCGUUCAAGAGGCCGAUUUAGUUUUUUUGUACUAUGUAUAUUAUGUAAGAAUAUAGGUUUGAAUAAGAAAAUGUUUAUUACA